CGUUGAUCAUGUCACCUGCCGUCGCCACCAACGGCUUCGCCGACACUCAGAAGGAGGAAGGCCCCAGCCGCCUCCCCCCUGUCUACAGUGAACUCCAAAGUAACCGAUUGAACCACUCCCCUCCCCUCCCAUCUAUCCUCAAAAGCUCCUUCAAAGUCGUUGAUGGCCCCCCUACCUCUGCUGCUGGAAACCCAAAUGAGAUAGCGAACUUGUUUCCAAAUCUUUAUGGAAAGCCAUCGGUUUCGUUGGUUCCUGGUGAUUCUGAGAUGAAGGGCCAUCAGAGUUUGAAGAUUGGAGUUGUUUUGUCUGGAGGGCAAGCUCCUGGGGGACACAAUGUGAUAACUGGGAUUUUCGACUACUUGCAAGAACGCGCAAAAGGAAGUACACUUUAUGGGUUUAAGGGCGGUCCAGCGGGCAUUGUGAGGUGCAAAUAUGUUAAGCUGUCUACUGAGUUAAUUUACCCUUACAGAAACCAGGGUGGCUUUGAUAUGAUUUGCAGUGGUCGAGACAAAAUUGAAACUCCAGAGCAGCUUAAGCAAGCUGAAGAAACAGUGAAGAAGCUUGAUUUGGAUGGGCUUGUUGUCGUUGGUGGGGAUGACUCAAACACAAAUGCUUGCCUUCUUGCUGAGAACUUUAGGAGUAAAAAUAUGAAGACACAAGUUAUUGGCUGCCCAAAAACUAUUGAUGGCGAUUUGAAAUGCAAAGAGGUGCCUAUAAGUUUUGGAUUUGACACUGCAUGCAAGAUAUAUUCAGAGAUGAUUGGAAAUGUCAUGACAGAUGCUCGUUCAACUGGAAAAUACUACCACUUCAUAAGGCUCAUGGGCCGUGCAGCUUCUCAUAUAACUUUGGAGUGUGCUUUGCAGACUCACCCAAAUAUUGCGAUUAUUGGGGAAGAGGUUGCUGCCAAAAAGCUAACAAUGAAGAAUGUUACAAGUCAUAUUGCAGAUAUCAUUUGCAAACGUCUGGAACUUGGGCUUAAUUAUGGUGUAAUACUUCUACCAGAAGGCCUUAUUGAUUUUAUUCCUGAGGCAAAACAGCUUAUUGCAGAGCUAAAUGAAAUUUUAGUUCAUGAUGUUGUUGAUGAAGCUGGGAUGUGGAAAAGGAAACUCAGAAGCCAAUCUCAAGAGCUUUUUGAGUUUUUACCUCAAGCAAUUCAGGAGCAGCUACUGCUUGAAAGAGAUCCACAUGGGAAUGUGCAGGUUGCCAGGAUAGAAACAGAAAAAAUGCUCAUCCAAAUGGUGGAAACUGAAUUGGAUCAAAGGAAGCAAGAAGGUGCAUACAAGGGACAUUUUCAAGGACAGCCCCACUUCUUUGGCUAUGAGGGUCGAUGUGGUUUUCCAACAAACUUUGAUGCCAACUACUGUUACGCUUUGGGUUAUGCUACUGGAGUCCUUCUUCAUUCAGGAAAAACUGGAUUGAUUUCUUCGGUGGGUAAUUUGACUGCUCCAGUUGAUGAAUGGACUGUUGGAGGAACAGCAUUAACAUCCUUAAUGGACGUUGAGCGAAGACAUGGGAAGUUCAAGCCUGUAAUUAAGAAGGCAAUGGUGGACCUUGAAGGUGCACCAUUCAUGAAAUUUGCAUCCAUGCGGGACGAUUGGGCCGCUAAGAAUCGAUAUCUAAGCCCAGGUCCUGUUCAAUUCGUUGGGCCGUUUGCAAAUGACAUCAAUUAUACUCUAAUGCUGGAGCUGGGGGCUCAAUUUCCAUAUUAAUCAUCAGCUGUCUUAAAAUCUUGACGUCCAAUAAUGUUCUUUUGCACACAAAAAUAAUCAAGAUGUAAAUAAACUCUACUUUAUUUACCACUAUCAAUCUUACAGUUUUGCUCCUUGAAGAAGAUGUAUAAACCACUAGAAGGAAUAAAUUUACUUUACUAAAAUUUACUUAAAUGCAUUGCAACA
Molecule: messenger RNA, 1895 nt
Organism: Theobroma cacao (cacao)
Lineage: Eukaryota; Viridiplantae; Streptophyta; Magnoliopsida; Malvales; Malvaceae
Product: pyrophosphate--fructose 6-phosphate 1-phosphotransferase subunit beta-like
Biological process (GO): response to glucose; photosynthesis; glycolytic process
Cellular component (GO): cytosol
Molecular function (GO): 6-phosphofructokinase activity; ATP binding; diphosphate-fructose-6-phosphate 1-phosphotransferase activity
Source: RefSeq, a predicted model, not a curated record